Exserohilum turcica Et28A is the source of this 2539-nucleotide messenger RNA. RefSeq lists its product as uncharacterized. The record is from RefSeq and is a predicted model, not a curated record. NCBI's taxonomy places the organism in Eukaryota, Fungi, Ascomycota, Dothideomycetes, Pleosporales, Pleosporaceae. The transcript is spliced from 2 exons. The coding region runs from base 1 to 2103 and encodes 700 amino acids.
AUGGCGCCAUCAACACCAUCCAACUUCGGUGUCAGAAAGAGACGUGUAGCGAGCCCUGGUGUUUCGCCUGCGAUCCCGCACCUUCUGCGCGAGACGACGAUAUCGGAGGCCAGUUCCAGCAGUGGGUACAAUGAAGUUCAGUACAUUGAGCACGCCGCUCCAGGCCAGGACAGGAAGACAUCGAAAAAGCACACCACAGGGAAAUGCCUUCUUGAUCUCCCGCCCGAGUUGAUUGACUUGAUAGCUUCCAAGCUCCGCAAGAGCGCGGCGAUUUUCAGCUUCGCGCGAGCAAACAAACGGAUCAAUGGCAUCUUACAGGAGACCAUUGUCCGGGAUCUGGUUCUUGGCCGACACCAAAUCAAAGGUUGCCUUGAGAUGCUCGCGCGCCACCCUGAACUCAUCCAGAAAGUCUUCACCGUUGACCUUGGCGACUUUGGGUGCUCUCACCACGAAAACUGCACCUGUCUAGGCAACGACGACUUCGAUGCUGACGCUAAAGAGCUUUUCGAUAAGAUCAUAAUUGCAAACACUGGCGGUGACGUGCAAUGGAGCCAAAUGCGCAAGUACAAGCUAAGAAAAGGCCAUCUUUGGCAAAAGGACCAGGCCUUCUUCUUGAAUCUGCUAGUGAUCUUGUGUCCGAACAUCAGAGCGGUUACUAUUGAGCUGCCAGAGGCCAGGCAGUUCCGAUCGAGUGAACCACCUCCGCCAAUUCAUAUGGCGCCUCAAACCUUUCCUUCGUUGAAUCCGGAGCUCCGCCCAGUUAUUCCGUUCCAAGGACUUGCCUUCCAGGUACUGCGCCGCACACUCCAGACGCUGACCAUUGCCGAAGACACUAGAUGGAAAGGACCAAUGACAAUGGAGUCUAUUCCUUCUUCCGAUCACCUCAAGUGGAGGAAUAUGGGAAAGCACACCAUCACGCUGGAUGGAUUCUCAGGCCUGAAGCGCCUAGAUGUGCCGAUGGAGGCACUCGGCCGCCCGGAGUAUGUUACAUUCACGAAUGAGGACUCAUUCUUCAAAUACAUUAACAUAGAUGUGGCGGAGAGACUGAAACGUCUACUCACAUACCAGGACUGGAGGGCACAGGAUCGGGAAGAAGCACGUGUUAAGCGGGUGCCGCUUACUCUCACACACCUGCAUUUGCGAUCAUGCAACAGAUGGACGUUUUCUUUGCUGAAGAAGAUCAAUGAGAUUGACGCCAAGGAUCUGAAUCUGAGAUACAUCGAGCUCUUCUUCAACGUUGAAUCUCACCAGGCCAUUAUUCAUUGCGAUUCACUGGACAAGGGCCGCUUCAGCUACCUAAGAUUGUUGAUGGAGCUUCAGGAGAAGAAGAUCGAUGUUCGUUUCUAUUUUGGAGCAAAGCAAACACCGGUAGAUAUGCGCAGCGAGCUGGAGGCAAUGCGCUUCUUGACGCCUUUCGAGCUCGCACAUUUCUCUACCUACCGCAGGCCAAUCUCAGAUCUGAAUACAGAAGCUAGCAAGAGGCGGCGGUCAUCAGCCAUUGGAAGUCGGCUUUUUCUGCGGCACGCUAGGAGCCAUUUCCAACUCAUGAAUAGCGCGACUUUUGAACCAGAUUCAUGGGCACGAAGCGCCUUCUUUCAUGGGACCAAGACUCAAGCGAAGGACCAUUCGACCCGAGACCAAAAAUCUCAAGGCCAAAAGAGUCGAGCCAUCAAGUGGAUCACUCUGGUACAGGGCGUGUGGAAUAUCAGUCGAAGGGGACCUCCCUUACUCCUUCUAGACAGCUUCAAGUUCAGUUUUCGCGUGAAGCGGAGCCUUGGGUGCUUGCCGGAGCAAGUUACCUUCCAGGGUAUUGUAGUACCCAUAGCGAGUCAUAUUCGUGCGCAACCCGUUGAAGACAUUGAGAGCUCAAAGAAGGCUUCAGAGCCAGUGAAAGAUGAGGCGAGGCGCAGGAAAAUAGGCCGUAAGACAAAAGAGACCGAGUCGGAUGCAAACGACGUACAAAUGUUGGAGAGCACCAUGAUAGAACUGGAGCUUGGAUCUGACUCCAGCAUCGACAAUGACAAGGCAACCCCAUCCGAUACGUCCGAAUUCAAUAUUGCGAUCUGGAGCAGGGUGGAUUGGAAGAAAUCUUUGAGUCUUUGAAGACGGUCAGCUCUGUAUGAAACAAGUUAUAACCAGCGUGGAUGAUGUAUUCCCUGACAGCUAUAGCAGUUGCUGGUUAUGUGGAUUUCUAUUUCAUUUAUAUCUUUGUUCUGGGAAAGGGUGGCAUGGAGUUGGAGCAUCGGUACGUCAUGGGCAGUGGAGAGUGAGCUGGACUCAAUGUAUAAGGUGGAGAUGAGGUGGCUCGGGGAGCUCAAGCUUCUUGACAUGAAGCUGAAAUGGAGCUACAGUCAUGAGCAGGAGCAGGAGGCGCACCACUAUGAAUGAUUGCAGUCUAGUGAGUCUGAGAGAGACUCGUGUGGUGCACCGUCUGAAUAGAGCGGGUUGUAGACUCUUUGCUUAAUUCCAAGUCUCACGACUGCACGGUUUAAGAAUCUGUUAUUUUGAAAUCGCAUUAGGGGAGUCUUCAUGUAAUAUC